UGUUGUACUGUGCAUUAGUCAAACGUCGCCUUGAAAACAGGUCACUGGCUCUUCCAGCGCUGUGCUUUCCACUACAAGUUGACAACACAGAGAACGUCAAUUGGCAUCACGUGCACAAGUAAACAUGGAUUUUGGCCCAGUGGGAGUGCCCCCAGGGCUGGAAUACCUCGCCCAGGUUGACCAGAUCUUGAUACACCAGCAAGUGGAGCUCUUGGAGGCUAUCAUUGGUUUUGAGACCAAAAACAAGUAUGAGAUCAAGAACAGCAUGGGCCAGAAGAUCUUCAGUGCCAAGGAGGACACCAACUGCUGCAAUAGGAACUGCUGCGGGCCAGCCCGGCCCUUUGACAUGGAGAUCAAGGACCACAAUGACCAGGAAGUGAUUCAUUUGAUCAGGCCCCUGCGCUGCGCUAGCUGCUGCUGCCCCUGCUGUCUUCAAGAGAUGGAGAUCCAGUCACCGCCAGGAACCACCAUUGGCUAUGUGGUGCAGAACUGGCACCCGUUCUUACCCAAGCUAUCCAUCUUGGGCCCCUCAAAGGAACAGUUGAUGAGACUGGAGGGGCCUUGCUGUGCCAUAAGCUGCUGUGGAGAUGUUGACUUUGUGCUAAAAGGUAAAGAUGACCAACCCAUUGGCAAGAUUACCAAGCAGUGGAGUGGCGUAGUUAAAGAGAUGCUGACUGACACAGACAACUUUGGGAUCCAGUUCCCCAUAGACCUCGACGUGAGGGUGAAGGCUGUGCUGCUUGGGGCCUGCUUUCUCAUCGACUUUAUGUUUUUCGAAAAAACUGGAGACUCUGGACAGAGGUGCAGUGUGUUUGGGUGAAGCCACACAGACGUAACUCACACCUGACAAUCAAUGUGAACAUAAUGCACAAUAUAUACUGGAUAUAAGACUUAAAUCGUUAAAAGAAAAACUUUUUUGUUUGUUUCGGAAAAAGGACCAACAUGCCAUUUUGUAUCAUAAACCAUGUCGCUUGUGUCUUAUUGAUAACCGGCACUGUUAACUAAUUCAGUACACAUAGCAUGAUUUGUAAAUGAUUUACCUUUUUUCAAUUAUGGUUUGCUAACAUAUUUUUUAAUGAUUAUAAUGUUGAUGAAUAAUAGUAAUGUACUGUUAUUUCCGGUGAAAUACUAUAUCCGUGUUUGAUUCAAUCCAUAAAGAACACGUUUUAUUGUGUUUUUAUUGUGAACAUGUUUAUCAAAUUUGUUUCUUUGAAA
Molecule: messenger RNA, 1215 nt
Organism: Engraulis encrasicolus (European anchovy)
Lineage: Eukaryota; Metazoa; Chordata; Actinopteri; Clupeiformes; Engraulidae
Gene: plscr3a
Product: phospholipid scramblase 3a
Exons: 7
Coding region: 125-820 (231 amino acids)
Biological process (GO): plasma membrane phospholipid scrambling
Cellular component (GO): plasma membrane
Molecular function (GO): phospholipid scramblase activity
Source: RefSeq, a predicted model, not a curated record